This is a messenger RNA of Fusarium subglutinans, 3465 nucleotides long. RefSeq lists its product as uncharacterized. The coding region runs from base 1 to 3465 and encodes 1154 amino acids. The record is from RefSeq and is a predicted model, not a curated record. Lineage: Eukaryota; Fungi; Ascomycota; Sordariomycetes; Hypocreales; Nectriaceae. The transcript has 2 exons.
AUGACUGUAAAAGGCGGUUUCACCAGUGCGGGCCAGCCAGGCCCUGACAGUCAGCAUCAGCAUCAGGAGCCUGCGUCUGGGAAUAUGCCUUUCCCUAUGGCCACAGCUGAUCUCCAAUCUGACGCUUCCUCAUCUACUGUCAUUGCCCACGCAGACUCGCACCGGCAAAGCCACAGUUCUUCCAAGUUGCCUGCUUUCCGCUUCACUGACCGGCGAAGCAGUAGCUGUGGAAGCGUGCCCCUAGCUAAUAGGGGUGACCCCCUGUCCCUUAGCAGCAGCAACCAGCACAGCAAUAACAGAAACCAAAAUCUCGAUUCGAGAAACAAUAACAAGGACGACCGCACCAGCGAUUAUCUUGACCACAAACCAGCUACAUCCGCAACAGCAACGGCAUCAGCCUCAACACCAACCUCACCACUCGCCAAUACUUUGGAUAGCGCAUCAGCGGCGCUUCCUCUACAGUCUUCAAUUGUGCCGUCGAUUGUCUCACCCAAUUCAGACCCCAGCACUAUUACUCCGACUGUCUCAGUAGCCCCGACCACAACACCACCUGCAUCAGCAGACCCAGGCCCAGUCUCCCCCCCGAGCGCUGCUGUUAGUGGACCAUUGACAGCGCCGGACCCCGGCACAGCACCAGCAACUCUCGCGACGACCCAUUCUCACACUUCUCACCCGACAACGCAUCACCGCGACGAAAAACACGCUGUCUCUGCAUUAACAUCUGCGUCUGCGCCUGCAUCUGCAUCUGCGCCCACAGACCCAUCGACGAACACGGCAAACUCAUUCUCGCAGCCUAACGAAUCCGACACAACGCUGCUCUCACAAAACAAUUCCAGGACGUCCUCGGUUCAUCCAUCGUCAUCGGUGAUCCAACUCUCGCCUGGGGUUAAGCGUCCCGCAUCUUUUGACGUACAUGCACCUGACGCGAUCUCCCCGCACCCUGCUCCUCCAACCUCCAAGUCUCGGACUCGGCGACCACUGGUGUCGCGAAGAUCGACUGCUGGCACCUCUUCCACUGGCCCGCCACCUUCUUUGAACUCUGAGCGCCUGCAAGCCAUCGAAGCCGCCCAGGAAGGUCAAUCCACUUUGCCCUCCUCAAGUGACAAUUCACCCCAGCAAUCGCCAUCUGGCCAACGCGAAUUAAUUUUGCCCAAAACGCUGUCCAGAACCAACUCAGAUGAGAGGCGAGCAUCUGCCUCCCAUCGCCCUCCCGUUUCAUACCGACCGCCUCUCACCUCCAAGAGUAGCACUGAAUCGUCGCCGUCAACCGCUGUUCGUGUUCCCCCAAUUCGAUCUUUCCGAUCUUCAGGCUCCCGUAAGAGCCUCACUCUCGAUAUGAAUUCGAGGCCGCGCUUCCACGACUCUGGCGACGAAGUCGAAGACGCCAAUCAUGACCGUACCCUGCGCGCCUUGGAGGGCAGGGGUAAUGACGAUGCACUUCGGUCAGCUCCUUUAGCCUCAAGCCGCCGUGGCGCCUUCGACAAUGAAGAUACCGGCGACGUUUUCCUUAAGAUUGCCAGGGAGGAAACUUCCCAGCGUCAAACAGAUGAGCAAUCCCAAGACGAUACCCGCAGCGUACUGUCCCGAGCGACGCGAUUUACGCAUCGAAGACCUUUAUCCUCAGUAGUCCCUAUACAUCAGCCUAUUUCGCCUCCUAGGGUUCGGCGCCGGCUUUCUGAUCAACAAGACACUGCGAGGUCACGGUCAAAAGGCUACGAAGACGACCGGCCCACUGAAGUUUCUCGCAUGUCAACUUAUCGCACGCUGCCACGAGAAAAAGCAGCAUCAGCACAUCCUGGAGAAGAUACAGGACGUAUGCGAGGCUCGACCUCAACCAUGCGCCCGUCCCCCGUCACACCUCGAUCGAUAGUUUUUCAGGAACCUAGUUCCGAAAACUCCAUGUAUUCUCGCCGGAGAUCCUCCAUCACGGACAACAAUGUAAGUGGACAAAAUCGAGGCUCUGCGUACAAAUUCAUGGGCCAUGGUCACAACAAGACUUAUAAUUCCUCCCCUCUGGUCCGGUCAUUCGAUUUCCAGCGUCAAGCAAAUCAGGAGGCUGGCAACGGGGCUGAGGGAACGGAAUCGACUUUAUCAAAUACAGCCCCCUCCACGGUAUGGGAUGAACUAGACGACCUCAAAUCAAGAAUACAUCGACUGGAACUGACUGGUAAGCUGCCUUCGACUUCCGGCGCCGCAGUAUCGAGAUUAUCAGACGACCGACCGCCAACGGCGACUACUACAGCAACGACUAUGUCUUCUUCCCCCAAGCGAGUUGAGAAUGGCCGUCAGAACACGAAUGCCGACGCCGUUAGCACCACGUCCUCCCACCGAGAGUCACAUUCCAUCCUUCAAUCCGCUCUUGCUAAGUCCAAGGUUCUACUCGACACGGAAGUUUACCAGGCCUUGGAGUCUGCUGCUCACGAUGCCAUGGCCCUCGCUUCCAUGAUGGGAACGCCCGGCCUACCUGGACCCAUUUCUAGCGGCGCCAGCACGAUAGGCUCUAACGCAACUGUUACUGAUCGCCAACUGAGACGAAAGGCCGAGAGUGUGUGUCGCAGCUUAACAGAGCUUUGCCUCGCAUUGGGUGAGGACGCUACCCAGACACGUAUACCGCGGCAGUCAAUUGAAGUCCCACCACUUCCUCAGAAUGACGCGCCCACUACACCGACGAUUGGUAAAAUCUUUAGUGGCUUUUCUCAACGCCGACAGAGCAUUGGGAGAAACGAUCCGAGUGCCACCAAGGAACAUCUUACCAGCCCCAGAACUCUGUCCAAAUUUGAAGAGAGGAGACUCAACAUUCUCAAUGGUAGUUCUCUACCUACUACUUCACGUGUGUCCAACUCGAUACCAUCGACACCGAUCGAGCCGAUGUCGAACCGACGCUCUUCUCUUUUGGUUUCUCGAUCUCGCCGUGCUGGUACCGAAGAACCCGAUGAAGGCAGGAAGUCAUCGCUUCUACUAAGAACCAGAAGAGCUGGUACUGAGGAGCCUGAUGAAGGCCGCAGAACAUCUCUAUUCGUCCGCAAUCGUAGAAACACAGUCGGCGAAGAGGGCGAGGAAGAAUCAAGGUUCCGAGCGCCUUCUCGAGCACCUACUGAGCUUGGCAGUACGAUUCGAGUUGUGACGCAGGAUCAAACGCCACAGCAGCAGCAGCAAUACUCACCGUCAGCUGAUACUACAUCUGCCAUCCCGCGCCGGCGCUUUGUUUCGUCGAACCUCGGUGUGUCUAGGCUGGCGACGCCAUCAGUUAACACAGCAACACCGCCUCGGAGAUACAUGGAGAGACCGGCACAGCAAGACCACGGUCAUAACGCUGUCGACAAACUUGCUGAAGAGCGUGCACAACGCUACACCUCUCUUGGGCAAACAACCAUGGUCAAUCGUACCAGCAGUAUGAUCAGAAGACCCAAACGGGACAGCAUUGCGUCCGCCAAUCCUUCUGCAGCUGCUGGCAGCUACAGAUGA